Gracilinanus agilis (Agile Gracile Mouse Opossum) is the source of this 2274-nucleotide messenger RNA. RefSeq names its product RAD18 E3 ubiquitin protein ligase (gene RAD18). Gene Ontology annotation, molecular function: single-stranded DNA binding; ubiquitin protein ligase activity. NCBI's taxonomy places the organism in Eukaryota, Metazoa, Chordata, Mammalia, Didelphimorphia, Didelphidae. The record is from RefSeq and is a predicted model, not a curated record. The coding region runs from base 718 to 2274 and encodes 518 amino acids. Gene Ontology annotation, cellular component: Rad6-Rad18 complex; nucleus. Gene Ontology annotation, biological process: DNA damage tolerance; protein monoubiquitination. The transcript is spliced from 15 exons.
UUCUCUCAGGUACUAGAUGGGGAACUGAAGCCAAAAGAGGGAAUGUGACUUGUCCAUAGUCAUAUAGAUAAGAACAAACCUGAAACCCAGGUCUUUGACUCAUAUCACACUGCCUCAGUGAAUAGACCAGACCCAGACUAAGUCGUUUAACCCCCAUUACUUAGUCCUUACCACUCCUCUGCUUUGGAAUUGAUAUUUAGUAUUGAUUUGAAAACAGAAGGUGAAAGUUAGAAAAAAAAAAUAGACUGAAUAAACCUAUAGACCAGAAAGCCAAAGAAAGGGAACUGAUCUGAGUCCUUAGAGAAAAGGCAGCUUGAGAUAUUACGAUCAUGAUUUGGGGGAGAAAAAAGAAAAAAGAAGUGAAACAACUCUAAACUGCGCCGAGGUAGCCAAAAAGAGACGACCAACGAAAGAGAGCAGCAGAGGAGAGCCAGGUUUCUGGCUGAAUAAAGUGAUGACGGAGGACAUGCACGGACAUGCCUCUUGGCAGGCAAAGGACCCAGUCCCGGAGUCUGAUGAGGGAAUAGAGCAAAAUUGAGACUCCACUUGCCCGGGACUACAACUCCCAGCAAUGACUGCGCCCGACAGGUGCCGGAUGAAUGACGGGCCGGUAGUGACGUAAACCGAGGGCGGGUAAUUUCGACUGGCGGGAGAAGAACGGUUACAGUUGCCAGUCACUUUUCCCGGGCCUGGAACCUUCCGACCCCUGGAAUCGCGAUGGCCCAGCUAGAGGAGGACCAAUGGCCUUCGCGCUUGGUCAAGAUGAAGGCAGUAGAUGAUUUGCUGAGAUGUGGAAUUUGCUUUGAUUAUUUCAACAUUGCAAUGAUCAUUCCUCAGUGUUCACAUAAUUAUUGUUCUCUUUGUAUAAGAAAAUUUCUGUCCUACAAAACCCAGUGUCCGACCUGUUGUGUGACAGUCACAGAGCCUGACCUGAAAAAUAACCGGAUAUUGGAUGAACUGGUAAAAAGUUUUAUUGCAGCACGGAGUCAUCUGUUGCAGUAUACCCUAGAUUCACCACCGAUAUCUCCUCUGCCCUCCUGCAUAAAGAAUAUUUCUGGCAAAAUCCACAUUCCUAAAGUGCACACAGGUUCUCCCUUAAAACAAGAAAACAGAAUAAUGGAUUCUUACUUGGUAAAAGAAAUACAAUCUUCUAUAAAAACACCAGAGAUGCCGAAGAAGGUCAAAGAAGGGAAAAUCAGUCCUAUAGGAAAAAAGUACUCCAGUUCUCCAGAGAUAAAAGGGGCAUCAAGGGAAGCAAGAGAGGCUCAAAGAGCCACUUCUCUUAAUGGCCCCGAGAAACCUUCUACAUCUGCUUUUAAGGAAGUUACUAAAGUGGAAUGUCCUGUUUGCAGUGUGAGUAUCCCUGAGGCCUAUAUAAAUAAACAUUUGGAUAGCUGCUUAUCAAGAGAAGACAAGAAGGAAAGCCUUAGAAGUUCUGUUAAUAAAAGGAAGACAAUGCCCAAAGUUGUUUACAACUUGCUCUCUGAUCGGGACUUAAGGAAAAAACUCAAGGAACACGGACUGUCUAGUCAUGGGAACAAACAGCAGCUUAUUAGACGGCAUCAAGAAUUUGUGCACAUGUACAAUGCCCAGUGUGAUUCUUUACAUCCCAAAUCAGUUGCUGAAAUAGUUAAAGAAAUUGAAAAUAUAGAGAAGACUCGAGUACAUCUUGAAUCAAAUAAGCUGAAUGAAAGUUUUCAGGCCAUGGUAUUUACAAAGAACCAGACGGAAAAAGAAAUAGAUGAUAUUCACAGUAAAUAUCGUAAGGAACAUCAGAAUGAAUUUAAACAGCUAGUCGAUGAGGUAAAAAACCGGUGCAAGAAAGCUGGCAUACUACUGACAAAACAAGUAAAGAAAGAAGAAGAGGAAUCCAUGGAAGAGUUCAUGGGAGAGGAUAAUAAACCAACAUGCAAAGAUCUAAGCUCAGCUACAGUCCCAUUACACCAAUCAAAGGUGGAAUCUCAGGAAGAGAUGGAACAAGAUGCAGCAGUAGAUUCUUCUCAUUUAUCUGAAGUUCCGGAAACUCCUGUAUUCACUGCUUCAGAUUCAGGAAGCAGCUCCAGCUCAGAUAUCAUAAGAGACCUCAUAGAGGAACAGGAGUUUUCAGAAUCAAGCUCCAGCUCAGACAUCAUAAGAGACCUCAUAGAGGAAAAGGAGUUUUCAGAAACAAGAAACCGGAAUAAAAGCAAGAAGGUGAUUGCCCGAAAACCAUGUCGGUCAAGAUCUCCAGAUAGCAACUGUAGCAAUAGAAGAAGUAAGCGUAGCAAAACUUAG